Sodiomyces alkalinus F11 is the source of this 2013-nucleotide messenger RNA. RefSeq lists its product as hypothetical. Bases 1 to 2013 code for a protein of 670 amino acids. NCBI's taxonomy places the organism in Eukaryota, Fungi, Ascomycota, Sordariomycetes, Glomerellales, Plectosphaerellaceae. The record is from RefSeq and is a predicted model, not a curated record. The transcript has a single exon.
AUGGCCGACAUGAGCGCAAAGCCCGACGAGACUUUGCCGUUACAGCGCUUCCCGCCACCUCCGCGACCUCCAUCAUUCCGCUCAUCACCCAAUGCACCCUUCAACGGCCAACAUCGCGAUCAGAAACCACCCAGUAUAAGUAAAGGGGCUCCGCCGCCGCCUCCGCCUCCUCCGACGCUCAUCCCUCGAAGCCACUUCGCCCGAUCCCCUUCAAACGCCCUCCCCCGCGAGCAACUCGCCCGUCCAUCCUUCGAAACACCGACUCUCCCCCUUGGGCCUUCACCAAUUCCUCGUACAGCCUCGAACAUAGAAGAGCAAGAUGGCUCGCCGACUAAAAGCCUCUGCCCCCCAACUCCUCGAGGACGUACGGCCUCAAUCCAAUGGUCAUCGCCUUCGUCGUCUCCGCGACAUGGCGGUUCCGAUACAGAGGACGAUUCGUCAGACGAGGAGGAGGACUACUACGACCACUGGAACCGCAAUUUCCCGCCGCUUAUGCCGACCGUCGGGCCCCGGGUCUCGAUCGCGAGGAAAAGGAGACUUGUCACGAAAAAUAUUUCGAAUAGGGUAUCCCGCUACGAACGACGUAGUCCGGCGCAGAGCGAGCCGACGUCUGACACGUCGUCCGAUAUCGCAUCCGAGAACUCCGAAGACGAGGCCCAACUGCUCUGGGUGCAGUUAAAGGAGAAGCGCCAGCGUCUGGACGAGACGAAACAAGCCAUGGCCGCGCGACGGAAACAGCUGCGGGAGCUUCGCCGAAGGAAGGACGAAGCGGACAACGCCUUCAUGGGCCUACUCCGCCCGCUCUUUCAAAAGAGUCGGCGGGGAGGCGUGCACAGCACGUCGGAUGAGCUUCUCGACAGACGAUUCAAUGAAAUGCAAAGACUACGCACGGAGUACCACUACCUGGAGUCUGCUUACGAGGGGUUGGAGGUGGCGCUGGACGAGCAGGAGGAGGACCUGAACAAGCUGGAAGUCAGGUUCUUCAGCCUCCUGGCCACGGGGCGUAGCCGAAGCGCCAGAGCGCAGACGCGCAAGUCCGAUACCGACCCAAGGGCUUCAGGGGCACCGUACAACGUGCCGCACCUUCUCCUGGGCAUAUCACCCGAGGGACCUCCCCUGGACGACGUGCACCCGCUAUGGCGCGAUCUCGUCUCCGCCAUCGGCGACUUCAACCUCGCGCAGGAGGAACUGGACGACCUUCUGUUCCGCCGGGAGCAGAUUGCGUACGAGCUGGAACUGAAGAAGGGCACCGGCAAGACGCCCACGGAGGAAGAAGAGGAGUUCAUGGCCGAAUUCCCCGGCGAGGAGAGGGAGAGGCGCCGAAAGGCCGACGAAAUGGCCGAAGAAAUGCGGCGCCUCCGCCGGCUUUGCAGGGAUCACGGCGUGGAGGUGAAGCACCCGUCCUUCGAAGUCGCCUACGCGCUGGACCGCAACAUCGGCGAAGACAUGACGUUGUCCAACGACGACGCCCGGGCCGAAUCCAAGUCCCUCGCCCACCACCGUUUCCCCGAGCUGCUCUCCCAGCCCGACCACGUGCUCCGUAGACCCGAGCCCCUGACGGUCUUCGACGACCUGAAGCAAGCCGCCAAGCUGCCGGCCGGCGACGCGGGCAAGAACGCGAGGAUGCAUGUUGCCGUCAAGGAGUACGGCAUCCACGACCUCGUCCACGGGUUCAAGGGGGGGGACAGGCUCGAGUUGGUCGCGCGGUGGCUGCUUUACCAGCUUCGGACCAACCCGCUCGAGGCUUACUUACUGUCCAACACUUUCCUGCGCCAGACGGGCCUGAAAGUUCUGGACCGUCAUCGUUGGACGCGGGACGUCCUUUACCAUUGGUGGAGAGACGGCACUAGGCCCGCCUCGAAUAGGGCAAAUGAUGGAGGCGAGGCGGCAGCCGACUCCUCCAUGUACGGGCAUAAGAGAUCACCUUCGGCUUCGAGGGCUGCUAGCGAGUAUCGUCAUGGUGGUCGGGUCAGGCUGGGCUCCGAUGAGGACGACUCGAAAACUGUCUCUUGA